AUGCUUUGAAAUGACGCCAUAAUGGCCUUAACAGCGUAAAGUGAUUGUGUAUAUUCACUAUAUUUGAGUUUUGUUCUUCUGAGCACUGAGGUUUGUAAAGAGGAAUGGAUCCUGAAUACGAAAAAAGACUUUUGAGACAACAAAAUGGCCAGAUGUCACCAUUUGGAUCUCCAAAUUUAAGUCCAGUUGUGUCACCAAACAAGAAAAUAUAUGGAGAUCGAUUCAUUCCUUCACGCACCAAUGCUUGCUGGCAUAUUAGCUUUGAUUUAGUUCAGGAAAGCAGUGUGCAGGCACCACCUCAGACCAGAAAGGCUAAAGAGGCUAAUUCGGAUAGUGCUAAGGAUGGAUUAGCCUAUUCCUGUUUACUGAAAAACGAGCUGUUGUCUGCAGGCAUCGAAGACCUUAAAGAAGUUCAGGUGGAGGAGAGGAAAGUGCUUACUCCCAAAGAAACUAAGAACCUGUUCAGGUAUAACACUCCUCGCCGCUGUGCAGAUGGCUGUGAUGCUUCACCUUACUCCCUCUCACCAGUUGGUAGCAAGAGCCAGAAGCUUCUGCGUUCUCCACGCAAAGCAGUAAGAAAGAUCUCAAAAAUACCCUUCAAAGUACUUGAUGCCCCCGAACUUCAGGAUGACUUCUAUUUGAAUCUUGUGGACUGGUCUUCACAAAAUGUCCUUAGUGUUGGACUGGGUACUUCAGUUUACCUGUGGAGUGCAUGCACAAGCCAGGUGACAAGGCUGUGUGAUUUGUCUCAAGACAGUGACACAGUAACUUCUGUAUCAUGGUCGGAGAGAGGACAGCAAGUGGCUGUGGGUACCCAUAAGGGCCAUGUACAGAUUUGGGAUGUCGCUGUAAAUAAAAAAAUUACUACACUAGAGGGACAUGGUGCACGAGUUGGGGCUUUGGCAUGGAAUGGGGAUAUCUUAUCAUCAGGAAGCAGGGACAGACUUAUACUACAGAGGGAUGUUAGGACUCCAUCUGUGGUUCCAGAACGUCGGCUGGCUGGUCAUAAGCAAGAGGUGUGUGGGUUAAAAUGGUCACCUGACCACCAGCAUCUCGCAUCAGGUGGAAAUGACAACAAGCUGUUUGUUUGGAACUUGACCAGCAAUGGGCCAGUGCAGACAUACACAGACCACCAAGCAGCAGUAAAAGCUAUUGCAUGGUCCCCCCACCAGCAUGGUUUGCUGGCAUCUGGUGGGGGCACUGCAGACCGAUGUGUACGGUUCUGGAACACACUCACUGGUCAACCUUUGCAGUGUGUGGACACUGGGUCGCAGGUGUGCAACCUCGCAUGGUCCAAACACUCCAAUGAACUGGUGAGCACUCAUGGCUAUUCACAGAACCAGAUCCUGCUUUGGAAGUACCCAUCACUUGUGCAGAUUGCAAAGCUCACCGGCCAUUCAUAUCGGGUGCUUUACCUUGCCAUGUCACCUGAUGGCGAAGCUAUAGUUACUGGAGCUGGUGAUGAAACUCUUCGCUUCUGGAAUGUAUUCAGCAAAACCAGAUCCACUAAAGUGAGUGAGUCCAAGUCAGUCUUGAAUCUCUUUACAAGGAUUCGAUGAGGGCAGCAGAUCAGUAACCUAUAAGCCAGUUUUGUGUAUGUGUCUGUGAGAGAGAAGGAAAAAAAAUUUAAAUUGUGUGCAUGUGUGAGUGACAUAUACUACGAGGAUGAUGAACACAUCUGUGCAAUAAAGCACCCAAUGUCUGGCAUUCGGCUAGAAAUGGUGUAAUAAAAGACCUUGAGGCAUUCGUUUAAAGAAAAGAUUAUUGCAGCAUUUUUAUUUCAUGGGGAAACCAUACAGGAUAUGUUGUUGACAUUUUGUUAUGAGCAUUAGAAUGUUGUUAUAUCCUGAUUUAUUUAGUAAACUCUUUUGAGAGGACAUUAAAGUAUAUAAAACUUUUACGAAGGAAAGUUACAUGAAUUUUUUUUUUAAGUAUUUAUCUGCUGUCUGAUGGGACUAUCGAGUCUUUCCAAAUGUUUGGGGAUCAGAAAGUUUACCUUUUGUGUUAUUUUCUUGGAAUGCCUUUUCUUCCUUGUGUGCUUAAGAAUCUUAAAGAACCAAAAACACCUGAUGAUAUGGUGGUGUACAUCUUGUGUGAUAUGUAUUUUGUUUGUGAAUGUUUUGUUUUCAAGUGUUAUUUCAGACUGAUGAAAUGUCUGAACUGAAAUUAGUAACAUCUUUCACUAAAGCUAGUGAGCUACUGCUCUGUGUAGGAAACUGGGUCUUGGAACUAAUUGCCUUUAGAUCAAAGAGAUCUUUGAUGAGUCAGUGAUGACCUGAAAUUAGAACUGUUGAGUAUGGCUACAUGGUGUGCGCUUGUUUGAUCAUGUGACUAUAGUUCCUCUAAUCAGAGGUUUGGAUUUUUGUGCCAUUUGUGCAAAGUAGUUUUGCAUGAGACUCUCCAGUGUGGAGAGUGUGAGAUAGUAGCUGAAUCUGUGUUUCAUGUAAAUUUCUAAAGAUGCAAAUACUGUAUCUUGAGAUACUGAGUUGUAAAAGUCAGCUUGUUCACAUUUGCUAGUAAGAAAAAGGUAUUGUAGGUAAGAACGAGUUCACCUUGAUGUGGUACAAGUGGUAAACAUGGAAAGGGCAAGGGUCUGAGUAACUGGCUAAAGGUUGACCUAACUUCUUACAUAAUAUUAGUCUUCUGUGAACUGAUAGGACGUGAACAUGUAACUUGAAAAGUUUUUGAUUUGUGCAGUGGGACAACAUCUAUGAAAUAUUGACUCAUGUGUCAGUUAAAUGUUAAAACCUAUUUUUCAUCAUGACAUAAUUAUGCUGCACGUUUAAAAAAAAAGAAUUUGCUUUGGGUAACUGUUUUAGCUUUUCUUGCUUGUAAUAUUGAAGAAUGUAUCCUUUGGAGUGGGAGUUGAACUUAGUGCUGCUAGUGGUGUACAUGAAAGUUUAGUCUGAGAUGGAUGAUUAAGGAGACAACAUAUUUGCAUGUCCUCUCAUGUAAUUAUGCAUUUCACCGAUCAUGAAAGCUUAGGGACUUAAAGCUUAGGGAUUCAAUUGGACUGAAUCUUUAGGCAGGAUUCUGGAUAGAAUAAUUGUGAAUUCGUCAGUGAUAAAGGUUGACCAUGCCUUUGGCCAUGCGCCUGUGGAUUUAGAUAUCCAGCACGAUGUUGCUGUCACUUCAUUUUGUGAUGAAAGGAGUUUAGAUUUCUGAGAAAGGAAUAGCAUAGUUUGAUCAUGGCUACUUAAUUGUACAAUUUUAGAUUGUGGCUUUUUUUUUUAACUUUUACUUUAAGGAUGUGGAGGAAAAUGGAAGAUUUACUCCUUGUUAAUAUAAAGUUGUUGAUUUUGUUGCAGUUUCUUAUUUUUAAAUGUUAUCUUCCCAUAUUUUUUUCUGUUUGCAUAAGUAAAUUAUUAAAGUAAACUGCAUGGCAAUAGGAAUUUGCAAGCAGUUUAAAGUCUUAAACAAAAGAACAUUAAGUUGUCUAACAUUGUUUUAAUUUUGGCAAGACAGUCGUUACCAGCCUGGAGACUGGUAAUCUUGUGGUUUGUUGAUUUUGUCCGAAAAUUUACAGCUGUCAUUUUUUGUCUCCCUUUUCCGUGCAUGACAGUCCACCAAGUUAAUCCUUAUAGCAGCAGCUACUUCAGGCCACACGUAGGGCAGAAACUGUGUUUUGUCCGAAAGUUCAGCCGAAAAAGAUUGUUUGUAGAGUGUGAUCGUCUUUAGAUGGAACGAAGAGCAAGUGUGGUUACUGCAAGUUACGAUUAUAAGGGACGCGGCACACUUGCUGUGGGGGUGCCUGCCAGCUUGUUUGAGUCACAUCGUGCGACAGCACUGCCGUAACCAGAUUACCUUGAUGCAACACGAUGCAAACCUGAAAUAAAGCAUUUGUCAUACUCAAA
This is a messenger RNA of Pomacea canaliculata, 3854 nucleotides long. Its product is annotated as fizzy-related protein homolog. The record is from RefSeq and is a predicted model, not a curated record. The transcript is spliced from 14 exons. Gene Ontology annotation, molecular function: anaphase-promoting complex binding; protein binding; ubiquitin ligase activator activity. Gene Ontology annotation, cellular component: anaphase-promoting complex. NCBI's taxonomy places the organism in Eukaryota, Metazoa, Mollusca, Gastropoda, Architaenioglossa, Ampullariidae. Gene Ontology annotation, biological process: anaphase-promoting complex-dependent catabolic process; positive regulation of ubiquitin protein ligase activity; positive regulation of anaphase-promoting complex-dependent catabolic process. Bases 105 to 1559 code for a protein of 484 amino acids.